UUCAGUGUCAUAGCCGUACAAUCACUAGUUUUGCCAUUUGACCAAUACGCUGCCUCCGUUGUUGCGGGCUUGCAUCUGGCAUUUUGUUUCGCAAGUUGCGCUGCCAAGUGCACAACGUUCUGGAAUAAUGGCUCUGGCCAUUAAAAAGCCGUUUGGCUCCUAUCUGGAAACAGUGGACAGCGUGCCGGUAAAGAAGUUGCGACUGCAGGCAUUGGGUUCGGAUGCGAAAGCGGGUAAAGGUGGAAAAACUGCGAUUGCAAAUCGGAAGCUACAGGCUCUGUCUCAGCUAGACGCUUAUCUGGGCAAUGCGCCACCUCCGACAGGCCUAGCACUACGCCCUGGAGCGCAGCCGCCGCCGCCUGCCACAUCGGCUUCGGCCGGUAGCAAUACUUCCGCUGCAGGCGCGACAUCCAAUCUGACGGUCACAAAUAGCAGGGAACUGCUGGACCUGUUAGUCAAGAUAACCGACGAGAUAUCCUACCAAGACGUGGAGCUGGCGGAACUGAAGGAAGCCGCUGGCAAGAUCAUGCAACUAUAUCAGUUGCAGGAGCGCGACAGCGACACCUCAAUUCGGGUGAAGCUCCUGGAGCUAUUGUCGGGGCUGGGUUGCGAAGGCGCCACCGAGCAGGCCGUUACCCUCAUCAUUGACCAUUUUAUCUACCUGCUUCGGAGGGAGAGCUCCCAGAAGGUGCUGGCCCAGGGUAUGAUGUGCCUUUACAGGAUCGGGCAGAGGCAGAAGAGCAUGGUACCCUUGGCGUACAACACCCAAGUGGCGCAUUUGGCCAAGGAGCAGUUGCGCUCGGGCUCGACGCACACGCAAAAGAACGCCAUGCUGGUUAUUGGUCGUUUCGCCACGAAAAUGGAGGGCGAACGCCACUACGUUUGGAAAUUGGCCUUCUAUAUUGAUUCACAAGACUCUGGAGUGCGCGCCCAGGCCUUGCACGCCUUGUUGUCCCUCGGCGAGCGCGGUUCGCAGCUUCCAGCCGUUCUUUACAAGCGCGCCGUGGAGGCAAUGAAGGACGAUUAUGAGUGCGUGCGAAAGGAGGCUCUGCGGCUGGUCUUUAUGCUGGGCAACCGGCAUCCAGACUACAUAAUCCCCUCGGACCGGCAGCAAGACGACCUCCGUAUGAUAGAUGCCGCAUUCAGCAAGGUAUGCGAGGCCCUGUGUGAUCUUUCGCUUCAAAUCCGGGUGCUGGCAGCAGAGCUAUUGGGCGGCAUGACCGCCGUCAGCAGGGAGUUCCUGCACCAAACGCUCGACAAGAAACUGAUGAGCAACCUGCGGAGGAAGCGGACGGCGCAUGAGAGAGGCGCCCGUCUGGUGACCAGUGGCGAGUGGUCCUCGGGCAAGCGAUGGGCGGACGAUGCCCCGCAAGAACACUUGGACGCUAGGAGCAUCUCCAUUAUUGCAAGCGGAGCCUGUGGUGCCCUGAUCCACGGCCUUGAGGACGAGUUUCUGGAAGUGCGGACUGCAGCUGUGACGUCUAUGUGCAAGCUAGCCCUAUCGCGGCCGGAUUUUGCGGUCACCAGCCUGGACUUCCUCGUAGAUAUGUUUAACGAUGAAAUCGAAGAUGUGCGACUGAAAGCCAUCUACAGCCUGACGGCCAUUGCCAGACAUAUAGUGUUGAGGGAGGAUCAGCUGGAGAUAAUGCUUAGUUCGCUAGAGGACUACUCGGUAGACGUGCGUGAGGGACUGCAUCUGAUGCUGGGCGCUUGCCGUGUGUCCACCCAGACGUGCCUGCUGAUGGUGGUGCAGAAGCUCCUUGAUGUGCUGGCCAAAUAUCCGCAGGAUCGACACUCUACGUAUGCUUGCAUGCGCAAAAUUGGCCAGAAGCACCCGCAUUUAGUCAUGGCAGUGGCCGUGCACUUGCUGUACGUGCACCCAUUUUUCGAGACGCCGGAGCGCGAUGUGGAGGAUCCAGCUUACCUGUGCGUCCUCAUUCUUGUCUUCAAUGCGGCGGAACACCUAGUGCCCAUCAUCAGCCUCCUGCCCACGGCUACGCACCGACACUAUGCAUACCUGCGCGACUCUAUGCCGCAUCUGGUGCCUCAGCUGCCCAUCGAGGGUGCAUCUUCGGCAAGCGCGACACACAGGAUCGACUUGGCCAUGCGACAAGCAGGCAGCUCGGCGGAGUACCUUCAAAUGAUUCUUUGCCACAUCGAGGAGAUUUUUACGAUGACUGACGAGCGCGUAGAACUCCUAAAGACCGCCCAAUUCAAUCUACAGCGCCUUGGAGCCAUCGAUGCAGGCAUGUAUGGCACCUCGAAUUUCCUGGAAACCUUCUUGGCCGCCCAAAUCCAAAUCGAGCAAAUGCAGCGCUGCGCUAGCACGCAACGAAGCCGAGUUCCCCUGAAGGAAUCCCUUGCGGCGCUCAUUCGGAACUGCCUUAAGUUGCAGCACACAUUCUCUGGUCUUAAUUACGGUGACAUCCUGCAAGUGAAGCAGCUGAGGUUGCGGGCGAGCGCCCUUCAUCUGGUCCUGGUCGUCAGAGAUAGGUCGCAAAGCGCCUUGGGUCCCUGCCAGAUGCUCCUGCAAACCGCCAGCGACAUCGGUGAGUUUAUCAAGGCGAAUGUGAAGGAUGAAGAGGAACUAUCAAUGGGAGUGCCAAUACCCCUGCUGGAUGGCGAAAAAUUAGAAAAGGACUCAUCGAGACGGGAUACCCAACCGGAUUCUUUCACGCGCCAGUUACUAAGCAAGCUUGAUGCUAUAUCGGAUCCUAAGCCCGGACGCGUUUUCCGCGAGAUCUUGCCGUUGGUCCAACAAGCGCCUCCCUUGGCAUUGCCGCCUGCCAAUGAUAAGAUCCGCCGCUGUGUGGCCAACAUUUUGGAACCAUGCCCGUUGCAGUCACAGGAUAAUGUGAUUAAGGUAACCGCUGGCUUAAUAGCGGCCGUACCCUUUGUGGCAGAGAUUGACAACCUGUUGGAGUCGCAGAAGGCAGAUAUGCGAAUUAAGAUCAAAUAUCCGGAUCAGCACAUGCACACGGUAGUACCGAAGAGGAGUGACUUUAAGCCCAUAAUGACUGAGCAGGGUGAGCACGAAACGAACGUGCGCCUGCGUACAACCAUUCUGCUCUCGCAUAGCGUUUGGACGGAAGCCUCGCUUGUGGAGAUCCAGCUCUGCCUGGCCGUUCGACCCGGUAGUGAACUCGAGUUGUGUAAGCCAGCCAAGGUCCUGUUUGCCCCAAAGCCCGUCAGACGAGGUAUUUAGCCUAACGAAGAGACUGUUGAGACUACGAUUGUGGAUGCAGGCAGUGGAGCUAAUGAUACGGAUCAGUGUGAUGGAAACGGCGUUGCCAGCAGUCGGCGACGGCGGCGCAAAAGCGGUGUAAGGAGUUGACAAGGACACUCAACCGCUGGGGAAAAAGCACCCGAUGGAUAAGCACCAGCACGAUGCGAUAGUUUCUAUUAUAAAAAAAAAAACAAAUUGUGUGAAAAAACCAGCGUAUUUAUUGCUAAUUUAGUGGUAUUAUUGCAAUUAAUUUUAUAACGAUUACACAUUAUAGUUACAAAUUAUGACCAGUUAUUACACAGCCUCAAAAAUUUUA
Molecule: messenger RNA, 3542 nt
Organism: Drosophila serrata
Lineage: Eukaryota; Metazoa; Arthropoda; Insecta; Diptera; Drosophilidae
Gene: IntS4
Product: integrator complex subunit 4
Biological process (GO): snRNA processing
Cellular component (GO): integrator complex
Source: RefSeq, a predicted model, not a curated record